AUGAGGUAUCUCCUGGUGUUGUCAGUAAUAAUCUCACCAGCUUUGGCGUGUACGGGUGGCGGUGGUGGUUGCUGUUGCAUGCCGAGGAUGCCAAUGGGAAUGGGAAUGGGAAUGUGCAUGCCUUGUGCAUCGAGUAUGUGCAGCGUUUGCGGUUCGUGGGAUUAUGCUAGUAUGGGAGGUAUGGGAAGUUAUAUGGGAGGUAUGGGAGGUGUUAUGGUACCUGCUCUACGCGGUCAGCUGAUGGCGCUGACGCCCGUCGAGGGUGUGAUGAUCCCGGGUGGAGGAAUGGGUGGAGGACCAAUGGUCGGUGGCGGUGGUUGUGGAGUUGGCGGCGUUGCCAUGCCCAUGGGCGGUGGAUAUUCUGGCGGAAUAAUGGGCGCUCCCGUUGGCGGUGGAUACGCUACCGGAAUAGUACCCGCUCCCGUUGGCGGAGGUUAUGUCGCUUAA
Messenger RNA from Anisakis simplex (herring worm), 447 nucleotides. The record is from the annotation of a GenBank genome assembly. NCBI's taxonomy places the organism in Eukaryota, Metazoa, Nematoda, Chromadorea, Rhabditida, Anisakidae.